Molecule: messenger RNA, 2319 nt
Organism: Morus notabilis
Lineage: Eukaryota; Viridiplantae; Streptophyta; Magnoliopsida; Rosales; Moraceae
Product: acid beta-fructofuranosidase 1, vacuolar
Exons: 7
Coding region: 192-2147 (651 amino acids)
Biological process (GO): carbohydrate metabolic process
Molecular function (GO): beta-fructofuranosidase activity
Source: RefSeq, a predicted model, not a curated record
CAUUAAUCCUCACCGUCAUGCAAACCUCGAUAAUUAAUAUUUUCAAUCAUGUCCAAAACGUCGAGACAAGUCUAAAGAAAAAUGGGUUCGUCAUAGUUCAUUCAUUCACCAUCUCUCUCUCUCUCUCUAUUUAAGAUCCAAUAUUUCAUUUUCUCACCACCACCAUUUCCAAAGACCAAUCAACACACAACAUGGAAACCAAUCCCAAUUCCCACACAACAAGCCACGAUGACAUUGAAGAAGCACACGGCGACGAGUACUACACUCCCUUGCCGGACCAGUCCCCCACCGUCGCCGGACCUCGCGGCCGGCGACCCUUGAAGGGUUUCGCCGCGACUAUUUGCUUUGUCGUUUUUCUCAUCUCGUUGGUCGCAUUAAUCAGUCCCAACCAAAUACAUAGCCAACAACAACCCUCGGAAACAGCAGCGGUACCAGAAGAUACAAAACGCAAGUCGUUUUCAGAGCCAAGAGGCGUGGCUGAAGGCGUUUCAGCCAAAUCAAACCCGUAUUUUUUUUCCGAUAAACUGUCGUACAACUGGACAAACGCCAUGUUUUCUUGGCAAAGAACUGCUUUCCAUUUUCAACCCCAGAAAAAUUGGAUGAAUGAUCCUAAUGGUCCACUAUUUCAUAAAGGCUGGUACCACUUAUUCUACCAAUAUAACCCGGAUUCGGCUAUUUGGGGCAACAUAACAUGGGGCCACGCGGUGUCGUCGGACUUAAUCCAUUGGCUCCACCUUCCGAUUGCCAUGGUCCCUGACCAUUGGUAUGACAUCAAUGGGGCCUGGAGCGGUGCCGCCACGAUUCUCCCCGAUGGAAAAAUCAUAAUGUUGUAUACAGGAUCCACCGAUGAAUCUGUGCAAGUCCAAAAUCUCGCGUACCCCGCGAACCUAUCUGAUCCCCUCCUCCUCAAUUGGGUCAAAUAUGAUGGAAACCCGGUUUUGGUCCCACCACCCGGCAUUGGGUAUAAGGACUUUCGUGACCCGACCACUGCAUGGAUCGGGCCUGAUGCGAAAUGGCGGGUCACACUCGGGUCAAAGGUAAAUAAAACUGGAAUUUCACUUGUGUACAGAACUGAUGACUUUAUUACAUAUGAGCUCUUGGAUCAUUACUUGCAUGAGGUCCCAGAUACGGGCAUGUGGGAGUGUGUGGACUUUUACCCGGUUGCUAUAAACGGGUCAAAUGGUCUAGACACCUCUGUGAAUGGUGUUGGGGUUAAGCACGUGUUGAAGGCUAGUUUGGAUGAUACAAAAGUUGAUCACUAUGCAAUUGGGACCUAUUUUGCGAGGAAUGAUACGUGGGUACCCGAUAACCCGAAAGAGGACGUGGGAAUCGGGUUGAAGCUGGAUUAUGGAAGGUAUUAUGCAUCUAAGACGUUUUAUGACCAAAACAAGGAAAGGAGAAUUCUUUGGGGUUGGAUUAAUGAAACUGACACUGAGGAUGCUGAUCUAGCAAAAGGAUGGUCCUCCGUUCAGACAAUCCCAAGAACUGUGUUGUUUGACAAUAAGACUGGAACAAACAUACUUCAAUGGCCAGUGGAAGAGAUUGAGAGCUUGAGAUUAAGCAGUAACAAUUUCACUGAAGUCGUGGUUGAACCCGGAACAGUUGUGCCACUAGAUGUUGGAACAGCCACACAGUUGGACAUAUUUGUCGAUUUCGAAGUAGAAUCGUCGGAAUCAAAGGAGACCGGCAAUGAUAUCUCCGGUUGCGGUGAUGGUGCCGUAGACAGGAACAAACUCGGACCAUUUGGUAUUCUAGUUCUCGCGGACGACGAACUCUCAGAGCUGACCCCAAUCUACUUUCGCCCUUCCAAUUCACAUGGUAAUGCAAAGACUUAUUUCUGCGCAGAUGAAACAAGGUCAUCCAAGGCUACUGAUGUUUUUAAACUAGUUUAUGGAAGCCCAGUUCCUGUGCUGGACGGUGAAAAACUCUCUAUGAGAGUAUUGGUUGAUCAUUCAAUUGUGGAAAGUUUUGCUCAAGGAGGAAGGAGAGUUAUAACGUCACGGAUUUAUCCGACGAAAGCCAUUUACGGCGCAGCCCGCCUAUUUUUGUUCAACAAUGCCACCGGAGCGACUGUUAAGGCCACCCUCAAGAUUUGGCAACUGAAUUCAGCAUUUAUUCACCCUUUCCCAUUGGACCAUUUCCAGUGAAAAGUUGCUUACAGUGUCUAAGGGUCCGUUUGGUAUAAGGAUUGAAAUUAAAGUGAUUUGAGUCAUUUGAUUCAGAAUCACGAUUUUAUGAUUUGAAUUAUGAUUCAGAGUGAUUAGAACUUUCGUUUGGAUGUGUAUAUGCAUGAUUCUGAUUCUAACUUGAAUGUGAUUC